Linnemannia hyalina is the source of this 315-nucleotide messenger RNA. Lineage: Eukaryota; Fungi; Mortierellomycota; Mortierellomycetes; Mortierellales; Mortierellaceae. The record is from the annotation of a GenBank genome assembly.
AUGUCGGAGAAACUCAUGGGCAUGGGCGAAAAACCUCUCCUAGCCCUGGCUCUCACCUACCUCUCCUUCCCCGCCGCCAAUACCGCUGAAGGCGAUGCCGAAGUCGAAGCCGUCAAGAACCCUAUGACUACAGUAGGCUUCUGGUCUGGCGAUCGGAUCGUUAUCAUCGGCGACUACUCCGAGGGAUUCCCGCCCUUCUUCACAUCCCAAGACCAGCAAGACUACAAGGCCUAUACCGCCAAGCUCGCCGAGGAAAACGGCCAAGCAGGUGGCAAGGACGGGCAAGAAGUUGGCAGCAUCUACAAUUACGCGUGA